AGUAGCACGGUAGGCGCAGUAGGCCACAGUCACACACAGCCUUUGCCUUUGCCUUUGCUGUUCAGUGCUCCCACUCCCAGUCCGGGCCGAGGCAGAAAAUAUCGGAAACUAACCUUUCACACUCACACAUCCAUCGUCAUAUCUGAAUUGGCAACUCAUUAUUAAAUCAAUUACGAAAACGAAGAAACCCAACAAAACAAUGGUAGUAGCUUAGCUAAUUGCCUAAUUGAAUGAAUCUCAAUGGAACCUCCUCUCAUCAACGACUCCACAUUCUCUUCCGCUAACCCUUCCUUGUCCGAGAUUUGGCCCUCUCAUUUUCCCACAGACCACACUCCCAGUAACAAGAGACACCUCUCCCCCUCGACUGAUUGUGGCAGCAAUAAACAUAUCAAAUCAUCAGGAUCAGGAUCCCAGGAUCAAAACGGUGCCUUGAAGGCGGGUGAAGUGGACGCGACUUCAGUAGCCGGUAACAAGUUACCCGAACAAACGGCGAAACCUAGUUCUUCCGAGCAGCCACCUAAGCAAGACUAUAUACACGUGCGAGCUAGAAGAGGCCAAGCCACCGAUAGCCACAGUCUCGCUGAGAGAGCUAGGAGAGAAAAGAUCAGUGAGAGGAUGAAAAUUCUUCAAGAUAUAGUUCCCGGCUGCAACAAGGUAAUUGGUAAAGCACUUGUGCUGGAUGAGAUAAUUAAUUAUAUCCAGUCACUGCAGCAUCAGGUUGAGUUCCUUUCUAUGAAGCUUGAGGCAGUUAAUUCGAGAUUGAGCAUGAGCCCUACUAUUGAAUGUUUUCCUUCAAAAGAAGUUGGCACUCAGCCAUUUGACCUUGCCGGAAUAAUAUUUGGAUCACAACCGGCCAGGGGAUAUGCUCAAGGAUCACAGCCGGGAUGGCUGCAUAUGCAGAUAGCUGGUGGUUUUGAGAAAGCAACAUAAUUUGAGGGAGGUUCAUUGGGAAUGACAGACCAAUCAGUGUGGUUGGUUUUCCAUUGAAAAGGAAAAAGUCACUUGGCUGGUUGGUUAGCAUGCGCUGCUCUAUUAACAACCUAGUCAAUUGAUGCAAAAUGUUGUAAGGUCUGUAUGUUCUUUGUCAUAGUAUGAUAUCAAUAGUAAGAAAUGCAUCUAAUUUCCUUGCGCAUCAUCUGACUGGGAACGUAGUGUUUCACCAUGUUAGCAAUUGAAAUAAUCUUAUUGUGGUUUAGUUUUCGUUUCAAAACUCUGGUGUGGUAGGAUUCUUCUCUCCUGAUUUGUUCUAUCACAAUUCAUAUAUGAUUAGCAAGAUAUUAUUCGCGUUA
Messenger RNA from Glycine soja, 1289 nucleotides. RefSeq names its product transcription factor bHLH79-like. Gene Ontology annotation, biological process: regulation of DNA-templated transcription. The transcript has 6 exons. Lineage: Eukaryota; Viridiplantae; Streptophyta; Magnoliopsida; Fabales; Fabaceae. Gene Ontology annotation, cellular component: nucleus. The record is from RefSeq and is a predicted model, not a curated record. Gene Ontology annotation, molecular function: DNA-binding transcription factor activity; protein dimerization activity. The coding region runs from base 241 to 930 and encodes 229 amino acids.